Molecule: messenger RNA, 1217 nt
Organism: [Candida] anglica
Lineage: Eukaryota; Fungi; Ascomycota; Pichiomycetes; Serinales; Debaryomycetaceae
Source: the annotation of a GenBank genome assembly
UAAGCAAGUAAAUGUCGUUCGAUAAAGAAGCAGACGCCGAGCUUAAGUUUGCAGCAUCUUCAAAGCAUGUUAAGGUGCACCCGACCUUCGAAAGCAUGUCCUUGAAGCCAGCUCUUCUCAAGGGAAUCUACUCAUAUGGGUUUGAGGCUCCAUCAGCAAUUCAAUCAAGAGCAAUUGUCCAGAUUGUUUCUGGUAGAGAUACCAUUGCUCAAGCACAGUCUGGUACUGGUAAGACUGCCACUUUCUCCAUUGGGAUGUUGGAAGUGAUCGAUAGUAAAAGUAAGGAUUGUCAAGCAUUGAUUCUUUCUCCUACUCGUGAAUUAGCUCAACAGAUUCAAACCGUGGUUCGUCAUCUUGGCUCCCACAUGAACGUACAUACCCACGCAUGUAUCGGGGGUACUCAUGUUGGGGAUGAUGUUAAAAAACUUCAACUGGGUCAACAUGUAGUUAGUGGUACCCCAGGUAGAGUGUUAGAUAUGGUGAAGCGUCGUAAUCUUACCACUAGACUGGUCAAGAUGUUGAUUCUAGACGAGGCUGAUGAGCUCCUUUCCAAGGGGUUCAAAGAACAAAUCUAUGAUAUCUAUAGAGCUCUUCCUCCCUCCACGCAGGUUGUGGUGGUGAGUGCUACCCUUCCAAAAACUGUUCUUGAAAUGACAUCCAAGUUCACCACCGAUCCAGUAAGAAUCUUGGUCCGUCAAGAUGAUAUUUCUCUUGAAGGAAUCAAGCAAUAUUAUGUAAAUUGUGAGAAGGAAGUAUGGAAAUUCGAUACCUUGUGUGAUUUGUACGAUAAUAUGACCAUUACUCAAGCAGUUAUCUUUUGUAACACAAAGGCCAAGGUAGAUUGGUUGGCUGAUAGCAUGAGAAAGGCAAAUUUCACCGUUGCUGCUAUGCAUGGAGAUAUGAAGCAAGAUGAACGUGACUCUAUUAUGAAUGAUUUCAGACUGGGUUCGCUGAGAGUCUUAAUCUCCACCGAUGUUUGGGCUAGAGGUAUCGAUGUUCAACAAGUGUCUCUUGUUGUGAAUUACGAUUUACCUAGUGACAAGGAAAACUACGUUCAUAGAAUCGGAAGAUCCGGAAGAUUUGGAAGAAAAGGUGUGGCCAUUAACUUUGCAACCAAGGAAGAUUUCCAUUUAGUUAGAGAAUUGGAAAAACAUUACUCUAUCCGUAUCCGUGAAAUGCCUAGUGAUCUCAACUGUUAGAGGAAAUUUAUAGAACUA